GCCCACCAGUCUACGCGCGACCACCGACAGGACAGGGCGGCCGGCGUGCGUGCGUGUGUGCGCCAGUCAGAGUGCGUGCGUGUCGUGAGUGUGCACGCGAGUGCCGCGAGUGUCGCGAGUGAUGUGAUGACACGAGUGCGAGUGUGUGUGCGGCCGCUCGGCCCCGGCUGCCCCCUUGGGAUACUGAGGAUACUGCGUGCUUCGCCCUGACGGAGACCCCGCGACAGACGACAGACGUCUCGCCGCUCGCCGCGGUCGUCGCUCGUCGCGACGUUCAUGAAGAGGCGCCGCGCCGCGAAGGACUCGAGGGACUCGCGGGACGAGCGCCAUUGGGCGCCAUGCUGCGCAAGUCCGCCAUGUACAACCUCAAGGUGUCCACGGCCCUGGCCAACGGGGGCGGCGCUCCCGGGGCCGGCGUCGGACUGCUGGCCGCCGACCCGCAGGGUGUCACGCCCAGGACGCCGGAGAUCCUCAACUCGCUCAUGGCCAUGACCCACCCCCUGGACCCCGCCGCCAGCUCCGCCGCCCCCAACCCCAGCACCUCGGCGGCGGUCCCGGACCUCUGCUCGCCCUCCGCAGGUUCGUCCAGCUCCUCCGGCCUCAUGUGCGGAUCGCCCACGAGGUCGCCGCCGUCGCUGCAGCACACGCGCUCGCAGCUCAUCAAGGAGGGCCUCAAGCUGACGCUGCAGACCAAGCGGCGGCACACGUCCGCCACGUCGGCCACCUCGGCGUCGGGGGCCUCGGUGUCCGGCGGGUCCGGCGAUGAGGACGAGGACCUGUCGGGCGGCGGCAAGAGGCGGAAGCGCGACCAGCUGACCCCCGAGGACGAGGAGCGGCGGCGGAGACGGCGAGAGCGGAACAAGGUGGCCGCCACCAAGUGCAGGAUCAAGAAGCGAGAGCGGACGGUCAACUUGGUGCAGGAGUCUGAGAUCCUGGAGAGCCAGAACUACGAGCUCAAGACGCAGAUCCAGGAGCUGGAGACGCAGCGGCGGCGCCUGGUGGACAUGCUGUCCUCCCACUCGCCGAACUGCACGCGGCCCGGACACGUGCAUCAGCCGGCGCACCAGCCGGCGCACCAGCCGCCGCCCUACGACUUGUACAGCCCCAGCGCGACGUACUGCCCCUCGCCCAGCGCCGGGCCCAGCCUACCGGCCCCCGACCUGGGCCACCACCACCACCAUCACCACCAGCAAGACCAUCAGAGCCAGGUCCAGGACCACGGCGCGUACGGGGACGUCCUCAUGGGGCAGUACAUGCCGCAGCCCGAGGACGACCACCUGCCACCCUACUUCGCCGUCACCAAGCACGAGGUGGUGGACGACCCGCUGCUGGCGGCGCUGGAGGACCCCCUGGACAUGUACGGCUACAGCCAGCCGCUGGCGCACUACGACCGGCCCGGCAGCCUGGCGCUCGACACCCCCGUGUCCACCCCCGGCUCCACGGCCGGCAGCCUGGACAGCCCCCACCACGCCUCCCUGCACCAGGCCGUGCCGCUGCCCGGGCCCAGCCACCACUACCCGCACAUGUCGAGCACCCCGCUGACGCCGCUGCCGCUCGGCCCGGACGGCGUCAGCGUGUUCGGCAUGGACAGUGGCUGCAUGGCGUAGUGGCGCCCCGCCGCCCCGCCGGCCGAGGGCUGCGGAGCAUCGGACUCUUUAGACACCCCCAGCCCUCGGCCGCCCCCUCCCCGCCACUUCCUGGACGAGUUACCUGAUGGACGUGCCGGUCCUGUCGGCGUGUCGUGCCCGACGUGCCCGACGAACGGCAAAGUGAUGUGAUACUCUGUCAACGCUUUCCCUUCCCUCCGGCAGUGCUGCCCGCAGUGCUGGUUUUCAUCGUUUUCUCCUCAUUCGCCUCGUCGUGUAGCCUCCCCCAUAACGCUAUUUCAUCGAGACUUCAUCGCCAUUUCUUCACUUCACUUUUUACGAGUGAUCCCAAGUCACAAAAUAAUGAAACAUAGUCAUAGCGAAGUUUUGUGGUGCUAAGACGGAACCAAUAUUAUUUUUGUUAUUGUGUAUAGUUGUUAUGCAAAGAACAGAGACCGUUAUAUUUUUUACGUAUCCAAUUGUUUGUAAAAUGUAUUUGUUUUGUACGUAAUAUAUUUUACCUAGGUUUUAGAUAAGUUAUUGUUACGGGGUUGAAAUCCAUGAUUUCAGCGAAAUUGUGAUCUACUUAUUCUAAUCUGUCCUUGACAACAUUGCUGAUAAUGUAUUUGUGUUGGUAUCCUUGCUGUGCAGAUUCGCUGCAUGCUCUUGGUGCAACGAGUCACUUUUUUUUUUGCGGACUCCUCAGCUGGACUGAACUGCCCGCGUCUCGCCACCCCUGCCCGUGACAGGCGUGCCAACUUGCCUUUGCCUCUCUCCUGGCUCAGGGCAGGCGAAACAAAACAUACACCGUCCUUUGAAAAGUGCCUUAGUUAUUAUUUAAGACCGACUUGUUUCCUUCUUUCGGAACGCCUCUUACUUUCCACAAUCUUGUGCAUGACAUUAUCAAUAAUAUUUUGUUUGAUUUUUAUUUUUGUUAAUUAAGAAUACGACGCGCUUUCUACUUAUUGUUUAGUUUUUAGGGCAACUGUGACAUGUUUAAGAGUAUAAUGUCUUCCACCGGUCAAUGAAACAGGCGCAUCGGUUGGACAUGAAAUUGUUGUCUUAUCGAAGUUCAAACUGGUUUGAAAAACGUCCUGUGAUUUUCAGUGAAGUGCCUUCCAGAAAUUUUAGUUGUUAGAAAGACCGCUUAUUUUGUGUCCACCCAGUGCUUCCCUAUCCUCCCACACUGUACCUGUCACCAUCGGAAAUGGGACUCGAUCCUGUUAUUUGGUUGGAAAUAAAUCCACAUUAUUUCUUA
Messenger RNA from Thrips palmi, 2844 nucleotides. It is a transcript of the gene Atf3, whose product is annotated as transcription factor kayak. Lineage: Eukaryota; Metazoa; Arthropoda; Insecta; Thysanoptera; Thripidae. Gene Ontology annotation, molecular function: DNA-binding transcription factor activity, RNA polymerase II-specific; RNA polymerase II cis-regulatory region sequence-specific DNA binding. The coding region runs from base 339 to 1607 and encodes 422 amino acids. The transcript is spliced from 5 exons. Gene Ontology annotation, biological process: regulation of transcription by RNA polymerase II. Gene Ontology annotation, cellular component: nucleus. The record is from RefSeq and is a predicted model, not a curated record.